Messenger RNA from Caenorhabditis remanei, 1209 nucleotides. RefSeq lists its product as uncharacterized. The transcript is spliced from 4 exons. Bases 1 to 1209 code for a protein of 402 amino acids. The record is from RefSeq and is a predicted model, not a curated record. NCBI's taxonomy places the organism in Eukaryota, Metazoa, Nematoda, Chromadorea, Rhabditida, Rhabditidae. Gene Ontology annotation, biological process: protein phosphorylation. Gene Ontology annotation, molecular function: ATP binding; protein tyrosine kinase activity.
AUGGCAAAUAGAAAGAAUAAAAAGGAGUCGUCUCAAAUGGGAACUGUCGAAAAAUCGUCGAACAAUGAUGCAUCUGUCACCGAUGACAUUCGUGGUGCUGAAUACUAUCAUGGAAUGGUUCCACGUCAAGAUGCCGAAGGUUUCUUGAAGAGAGAAGGGGAUUUUUUGGUUCGAAAAACAGAACAGACUCCUGGAAAAGUAGUUUUGGCUCUUUCGGUCAGAGUGACUGAUGAGUUGUGCCGUCAUUUCAUGCUCAAUAUGGAUCCGGCAACUAACAAAUUUUAUUUUGAAUUCACCCAUCAAGAGAGCACCAUUCCGGACCUGAUCAAUUGGCACAUGUCUUCGAAAACUCCAAUAUCGGCCGCUUCUGGCGCCAAAAUCCGUCGUCCGAUGGAGAGAUCUCCGUGGUUGAUCAAUCAUGACAGCAUAGUUGCCAAUAAAAAACUAGGAGAAGGUGCAUUUGGUGACGUGUUCAUUGCUGAGUUGGAUCAAGGAGGAAAGCAAGAAGUAGCUGUGAAAACAAUGCGAGCUGAAGCAACACGUGAAGCUCGGCUUCGUUUCAUGAAAGAGGCUCGUCUCAUGAGAAAGUAUCAACAUAAACAUGUAGUUAAAUUGAUUGGAGUGGCAAUUCAUGAGCAUCCAUUGAUGAUUGUUAUGGAAUAUUGCCCGAACGGAUCACUUUUGAGUCAUUUGAAAAAGAACAAAGUCUCUGCUGCUGAUAAGUUGAGGUUCACUACGGAGGCAGCAGAUGGAAUUGCAUAUUUGGAGAGAUCCAAGUGUAUUCAUCGCGAUAUUGCUGCGAGAAAUUGUCUUUUGUCUCAAAAGAAUGAGCUCAAAAUAUCGGAUUUUGGAAUGUCAGACAACAAAGAUGAGAUAAAAGAUGAGGCACUUGAGAAGGUUCCAGUAAAAUGGUUGGCUCCGGAAACGCUUCAAGAGAAAGUAUUCACCCAUAAGACGGACAUCUGGACUUAUGGAGUUCUAGUCUGGGAAAUCUAUGCGGAUGGAGCUGAACCGUAUCCAGGAUUGACGAAGAUCCAGACUCGUGCGAAGUUGGUUGUCAGUGACUAUCGUAUGAAAAUGCCUGAGGGAACACCUCCACUUGUUUCCGAAAUUGUCACUGGAACUUGUUGGCAAAAGAAUCCAGAGAAAAGAUCGACAAUGGAUGCAAUUCACAAGAAACUUCGAGACUUUUUUGAAGCCAAAAAAUAA